AUAGACAACCCAUGCCACUAGAGGGAGUACCAAGUACCACCAGGGGUAUGCAUGCCGCAAUUUGGGAACCACUGCUUUUGCAAGAGUGGGAGUUGAGCUCCAGUCCAGGUCCAGGUCCAGGUCCAGGUCCUCAGCUGUGGGGUGUACACAGUGUGUGAUGUAACAGGAAGGAGUGGGUUGAUUCCCAACGUCAACCUGACAGCAGCGAGCGGCAGAGUCAGUCGACGCCGGGGAGCUGGAGUGUGAGCUGCUCAGUGCCGAGGACAGGACAGGACACACCGCGGAUCAGGCUCCUGCCGGACAGUUGGUUUCCAGCCCACAGCCCGGCGCUGUUGAACGGACAUCUCCGUGAAGCUUCAUCUUCACUGACACCGACACUGACACUGACAUGGCCACAAGGGGGAUGGACAGCUUCGCUCGGAGUUGGAUGGUGGCACUGAUACUGCUCUGUAAUCUUACAAAGGCCAGUAUGGAGGUCAACGAAACCCAGCAACAACCUCCGACCAACGUCUACCAUGACCUGCUUUUCACCAGGAACAAGAUCGUGACUGCGCAGUUUGAGUGCUAUCAAAAGAUAAUGCAGGACGGUGUUUACGAAAGGCAAGAGCCCAUGUGCAAUCGUACCUGGGACGGCUGGCUGUGCUGGGACGACACUAGAGCCGGCGUGGCCUCAGAGCAGCACUGUCCAGACUACUUCCAGGACUUCGAUCCUUCAGAGAUCGUCAUAAAGAUCUGCACUGACAGUGGACAGUGGUUCCUGCAUCCAGUCAGCAAUCGCACCUGGACCAACUACACCCGCUGCAACGCACACACCAGCGAAGUCCGAGUGACGGCAAUGAAUCUCCUCUACUUGGCCCUGAUUGGACAUGGACUUUCUCUCACAUCCCUCUUCAUUUCCCUGGGAAUCUUCUUCCAUUUCAAGAGUUUAAGUUGCCAACGGAUCACGCUCCACAAAAACCUCUUCUUCUCCUUCGUUCUGAACUCAGUGAUCACCAUCAUCCUGCUGACGGCAGUGGCCAACAACUCUGAGAUGGUGCAGAGGAAUCCAACCAGCUGUAAGGUCUCCCAGUUCAUCCACCUCUACCUGUUUGGCUGUAACUACUUCUGGAUGCUGUGUGAGGGAAUCUACCUCCACACUCUGAUCGUGGUGGCGGUGUUUGCUGAGAAACAGCACCUCAUGUGGUACUACCUUCUCGGCUGGGGGUUUCCACUCAUUCCUGCAACGAUCCACGCCUUCGCUCGAAGCUACUACUACAACGACAACUGCUGGAUCAGCUCCAAAACAUCCCUGCUCUACAUCAUCCACGGUCCCAUCUGUGCCGCUCUCCUGGUCAACCUGUUUUUUCUGCUCAACAUCGUGCGAGUGCUGAUCACCAAGCUGAAGGUGACUCAUCAGGCCGAGUCCAGUCUCUACAUGAAGGCAGUGAGAGCCACCCUGAUCCUAGUGCCUCUGUUGGGGAUUCAGUACGUGCUGCUGCCCUACAAACCUGGGGGGCGUGUCUCCUCUGAAAUAUACGACUACAUCAUGCACAUAUUGAUGCAUUACCAGGGUUUGCUGGUGGCCACCAUCUUCUGCUUUUUCAACGGAGAGGUCCAGGCAGUCCUGCGGCGACACUGGAACCAGUACCAGAUCCAGUUUGGCAGCAGCGUGGGGAACCACUCGGACGCCCUGCGCUCGGCUUCAUACACAGCCUCCUCCAUCACGGAGGUGCAGGGCUGCUACAGCAUCGACGUCAACUCCGAACACUUGAACGGGAAAGGAUUCCCGGACGCCGACAGCUCCAUCCUGAAAUCCGACAGUCCCUUUGCCUAACGGUGGCGCUGUCCUCUAACUUUAUCCUCUCUUUCCAACCACAAAAGACUCUGCAGUGCACCGGAAGAAGAAUGUUGGCAAACACAGGGUAGGUUCACCACAACCUGGAGACAAACUGCAAGAAGGGGGGCAGGGUGGGGCGCUGCACUCCCAGGUCUCACCCUCUGCACAGAUUUCUCCCCUUCAGUCAGACAUUUGUACUGUGAGUUGAGCUCGGUACCAGUCUCCAGUCCACUUCCCGCCACGGACUGAGAUGAUCAGAACUUCGUUGCCUUCAUGUUCAGCCGUGUAUGUUACGAACUCUUGGUUCACGUCGCGGUUCUCGGCAGAACGAAGAGUCGACGGUGACUCCGUCAGGGACUCUCUGUGACGGUCCAACCAGAGGCGGGAGACGUGGACCGCUGGAGGCUGGAGUUUGGUCGCGGGACAACUGUAGAAAAAAAAAAAA
Cynoglossus semilaevis (tongue sole) is the source of this 2261-nucleotide messenger RNA. It is a transcript of the gene calcrla, whose product is annotated as calcitonin receptor-like a. The coding region runs from base 389 to 1813 and encodes 474 amino acids. The record is from RefSeq and is a predicted model, not a curated record. The transcript is spliced from 13 exons. Gene Ontology annotation, molecular function: calcitonin receptor activity; adrenomedullin receptor activity; calcitonin gene-related peptide receptor activity. NCBI's taxonomy places the organism in Eukaryota, Metazoa, Chordata, Actinopteri, Pleuronectiformes, Cynoglossidae. Gene Ontology annotation, cellular component: plasma membrane. Gene Ontology annotation, biological process: angiogenesis; cell surface receptor signaling pathway; adenylate cyclase-activating G protein-coupled receptor signaling pathway.